AUGUCGAAUGAUCAAGACGAAAAUGCGCCUAAUAUAUCCGAACAUUUCAGCAAUAUCGCAUCUGAUUAUCAUGCGGCUACCCUGUUUCAUUCUUCUUCAUCGUCUCAUGAACAAUGGUUAAAAAAAUUAGUAUUUGAUGCAUUAGAUCUCAAACGGGAUCAUAUUUUAGCUGAUGUUGGCUGUGGAUCUGGAGAUGAUUGUCUUUGGCUUUUAAAUAAAAUGAACAAUGACAUAAAGACUAUUGGUUGUGAUCCAUCAUUAGGGAUGAUUGAAAUUUUCAACAACCAAAUUAGAAAACAGAAUUUAACCAGCAUUGUUCAAGCAUUGUGUAUGGAUGCAGUUACUUUCAGCCAACAGAAACAAUGGUCGGCAUAUAAUCGUCUUUUAAUGAAACAAUGUGUUCAUCUGAUGUCGCCCAAUGAAAGAUUAUUAGCUUUCAGAGGUUUUCAUGAACAAUUUAAUUGUAACGACAACAAAUUAGUCAUUGUUACACGACCAGGAAAGGACAUCUUUCCAUUUGAUAAACGUACGACUGAGAUAUAUAUAUAUCUCAAUCCCCUCACAUUGACAAUUACGUGA
This is a messenger RNA of Rotaria socialis, 579 nucleotides long. The record is from the annotation of a GenBank genome assembly. NCBI's taxonomy places the organism in Eukaryota, Metazoa, Rotifera, Eurotatoria, Philodinida, Philodinidae.